Molecule: messenger RNA, 5298 nt
Organism: Trematomus bernacchii (emerald rockcod)
Lineage: Eukaryota; Metazoa; Chordata; Actinopteri; Perciformes; Nototheniidae
Product: arf-GAP with Rho-GAP domain, ANK repeat and PH domain-containing protein 1-like
Biological process (GO): signal transduction; positive regulation of GTPase activity
Molecular function (GO): phosphatidylinositol-3,4,5-trisphosphate binding; GTPase activator activity; protein binding
Source: RefSeq, a predicted model, not a curated record
GCUGCUUUUUUAUCCGCGAGAAAAAUCUUAUCCGCUGUUUUGCGUCGCAGUUGUGUCCGCUAAUUUCCCCUCAAAAAAACAAAACGCCUGUGUAUUUCAGGACAGUUGAACACUUGCAAAGACUUGACAAGGUUGCGUCAGCCAUGAUCUGAGGUCUGCAUUUUCUCUGCGGACGUAGACUUCCCCUCCCACAUGCUGCAGUCACACACACACCAGUCAUGUCUGAAUCCUGUUUGACUGUGUGGGACUGGUUAAGCGUUCUUCGUCUGGAGCAGUAUUCUGAGGCUUUUCAGAGCGCCGGGCUAGCAUCGUUCCGACAAUGUCACAACCUCACCUCCGACACACUGGAUCAGAUGGGCAUCACCCUGCCAGGGCACCAGAGACGCAUUCUGGCUAGCCUGAACAAAACACAUGCUAAGAGCGACGCACACUUUGACACAUACUCUUACAUCUUACCGCCUGAGAGAGACCAGAGACCAGAGGAAACGGGACCCCCCAAAGUGUUGCAGAGAGAAAGACCUGUGCCUAUCCCAGUGGAAGAUACACCUGUCCCUAAGGAAAGGGAGUUAAGAGAUGGAGAGACAUCAAGACCUACACCCAGGGAGAGAGAGAAACCAGUACCCAGGGAGCGCCGGGUGCACAGGAUGAAAGAGGAGAGCGGAGAAGCAGAAGAGAAGAAGCCAGUUCCUGAAAGACAAACGGCACCUCGAGGAGGGAAGGAGGAGGAGAGGGACGGGGGAGGAGAUGGAGAGAGGAGGAGGCCUGUGCCUAAAGAAAGGACCAGGUUUCUCACUAGUGCUCCAGACGACUGUGACCCAAGCCAAGUUAUUUCUCCAACUGCUGACCCUUCUUUGCCCCCUGUCCCUCCACGAAGCACCCCCAACUGCCCUCCACAGUGCUUCUCCUCCCCCCUGAGCCCCUCACCUGCUGCUCGAACCCCUGUCUCUCCUAAACUGGACAGCCAUGCAGUUACAACCCCAACUGUACAGAGCAGAUCAGUGUUUCAUAGUUCCCCCACACAUGCACCUCUCCCUCCUCCUGAAACCCCGUCUGCCCCAACUCGGCCUCAGACAUUAGACAUUCAGCCGCCUGCCCAUCAUUUGGGGAGUGAUGGAGGAAGAAAAACGUCACCCGUAUCCCCCACUGCUCCCCAAAGCGAUGGAAUAAGUGCUCCACCUCUUCCUCCAAAAGUAGGGGCGGUACCUAAAGGCCCUCCACCAAUCCCACACCGGCUACCUGCACACUCUCCCAGAACUCACAGCCCCUCUCACAUCAAGACGGUUGCUGAUGACCUCCAGAAAGACCAAACUCCACAGGUGCCUCCUCGCAUCAGGACACCGCAAACUCUAGAAGACGCACAUCAGUCCACCCAGCCUGUCGCUCAGCCAGCGCUGCCUGCAAGGAGAGCCCCCCAACCCCCCCGUGAAUCCAGUGUUCCUGUUGCUGGGCAACGAGCGGGUAAACAGUUUCUGGGCAGCUAACAUCCCGCCAAGUGAAGCCUUGGCCCCCUCUAGCUGCAGCGAGGAGAGACGCCGCUUCAUCACCAAUAAGUACCGGCAGGGCAAAUACAGGAAGUACCACCCUCUGUACGGAAACCAGAAAGAGCUCAACAAUGCUCUUUGUAUAAAUGUGCAGGGCAGUGAUGUGCUGGAGACGUUGAGCCUGAUCUUCUGUGGUGCAGAUGUAAAUUGUCCAACUGGUAUGCCAAGUGCCCCCUCUGCUCUCUCCCUGGCCACCACACACACACAGCCCCUACAGGCGGAGUUAAUCAGCCACAACCUCAACACAGAACUACCACGGUCAGAGCCGGGUGGAGGCAUGGAUCCGAGACCUUACUUGCCAGCACCUUGUGUGUCUCACAAUGGCUUCCUUUUCAAGACUGCAUCCUUGGCCCGGGCUAUUACAGAGCGCAAGGCCAAAGAGGAGUUCAGUCGUCGCUGGUGCACGCUGAAUGAUGGCACCUACAGCUACUAUGAGAGUGACAAGAACUCAAACCCAAACGGAGCUCUGAAGGCUUCAGAGAUCGUCUGUCUGGCUGUUGACCCGCCUUAUAGACAUGGGUAUGAACACACCUUUGAACUGUACUCUGAGUCAGAGCGUCUCUAUCUGUUCGGCACUGAUGACCCAGACGGCCACAAGGAAUGGGUCAAGUCUAUUGCCAAGAGCCUGAUCCCGGCCUCUGCAGAGCCGCUGCUGAGGUUAGCUUUUGAGCGGAUUGGGCGGCUGAAGUGUAAAGAUGGCUUGAACCUGCAAACAUCCAAGGUGGGCUGGUUUGCUCUGGUGGGCUCCACACUUCACGCCUACCUGGAGGACAGCCAGGGAGAGGAGAUCCACCUCCGCAAACUGAAUGAGCUCUCAAUUCAACAAGACAAUGAGGUGCUUGUUCUGGUGGAGAGAGGAAGGACUUUGUACAUAGAGGGUGAGAGGAAGUUGGAUUUUGCCGGCUGGUGUACGGCCAUCCAGGCAGCAGCGGGGAGUGGAGGAGACACACUGAGCCAGCAGCAGCUGACGGAGACAGACAUACCUGUCAUAGUGCACAGCUGCAUCGGCUACAUCACGCAGUGCGGCUUGACCUCUGAGGGGAUAUAUCGUAAGAGCGGUGUGAACUCCCGUGUGGCCGCGCUGUGCGAGAGAUUUCACCGUGACGCCCGCAGUGUUCGUCUGAGGGAAGGAGACCACCAGGUGGACGACGUCUCCACCACACUCAAACGCUUCUUCAGGGACUUAGAGGAGGGGCUGUUCACGUCAGAGGAAUCCAAAGGCUGGCUAAGUGCUGCUGGGAUCCAGGAAGAAAGCCAGAAAAUCUCCCAGUUCCAGCUGCUGCUGAACAGACUUCCUCGUGUCAACAAGGCUACACUACAAGCCCUUAUCAACCAUCUCUUUUGCGUGCAGCGUUUUUCUGAGCUGAACCAGAUGAACCUCCAUAACCUGGCCAUAGUGUUCGGCCCCACACUCUUCCAGACGGACGGGAAGGACUACACUGCAGGCCGCGCCGUAGAGGACCUCAUACAGCACUACACACUCAUCUUUGAGGUGGAUGAGCAGCAGCUUAAGAAGCAGCUGGAAGAGAUCACUGUCAUCAUCAAAGUGCGAGAGACACUCAACACAAAGUUUCCCAGUACUGAACCUGGCGGGCACUUCAUCUGUACCGUGUACUUGGAGGAAAAGAAGGAAACAGCAGAGCAACAUGUCAAGAUCCCUGGUUCUAUGACAGCAGCAGAGCUGACCUGUGAGGUCCUGGACCGGCGUAACAUCCGGGUUAAAGACAAAGAGUACUGGAACUGCUGGGAGGUCAGCGACAAGGAGGAAAUGGAACGCCCACUGCACUAUCAGGAGCGAGUGUUACCCAUCCUUCACUCCUUUGGCACCGACUCCCAUCUGCUCAUCAAGAAACACCUGGCUAUGGAGGCGAUGAUGGUGUACCUGGCCAGCAAAGUGGAUUUAUCCAAACACGGGAUGAUGAAAUUCAGAGAGGAGCGAAGCAUCUUGGGAUUGGGACUGUCCUCUGGAAGUUUCCACGACCGAUACUUCAUCCUGAAUUCCAGCUCUCUCAGAAUGUACAAGGAAGUCAGAAGUAACCGUCCAGAGCGUGAUUGGGUGGUGAAAAGCUUAAAGGUCUACCUGGGUAUUAAGAAGAAACUCCGUCCUCCUACAUGCUGGGGACUAACAGUGGUGUGUGAGAGUAAAAAACAAGAGAAGCAGGAGAAACAGCAGUGGUAUCUCUGCUGUGACACCCAGACAGAAAUGAGGGAAUGGUAUGCUACUCUUCUCAGCAUCCAGUAUGAUGGCAACGUGUGGCCUCAGGACGGACUCCAGCAGACACGAGUGAGCCGCGUGUUGCCGGAUACGCGUCACGGUAAUGUGUCACUGAUACCGCUGCGUGGCAGUGAGAAUGAGAUGCGGAACAGCGUGGCAGCUUUCAGCCAAGACCCGCUUGCUCUGUUUAGAGAUGUUCGAUAAUUGUCGCUGCAAGAAAGGGCCGACGGUCAGCCUCAGAUGACCUACAUCAUCUUUCUGCCACUGUAAUGGCCAGAUUGACGGACACUGUGUGUGGAUUAUGGCCUGAUACUGCCAUCUGCUCCUUCUGGGUAUGAACUGGACCAAAAAUAACGGACAAUGAGGAUCACAUGUAAAAUAUAACCGACACUGGUGUCCCUGCACAAUUGAAUUGUACGUGACUUGAUGUACAGAAGCAGCAGCUGGGAGCGGUGGCACUCAAAAUCAAAGAGCGACAUUAUGAUGGACUACAAUCACUCGCUUCCUAAUCGAUGUCCGACAAGACUGCGCCUUCUGUUCCUCUGCUUCCAUUGGUCAGCGGCAUGUGACUCAAUCCCUGCAUUGCAUUAUGGGACAAAAGCAUGAAGAUCAUGCUGAGAAAAAUGUCUAAUGUAUUUAGAAAAGACUUAGUCGGGAUAUUCUAGGCACUAGCAUCAAGUGCUUGGCAAUUUUUAAAUAGUUUAUUACUUGCAGUUGUAGCUGAAUAUGAUUUAUAACUUAGUUUUUCUAUUGUAGCUCUUUUUCUGUACUAUUGCUCAUGAAUUGUCAGGAUAACCCUGCAGUUCAAAAUUAAAUAUUUGCUAUUGUAAGCAAAGCUGAUGUCACAGGUGACCUGAUUCUGUCCAGGGUUUGUUCCACUGGGACCAAGACUGAGACAUGAGCAGUGAUGGAUACUGUCUGUUACUCCAUAGGACAUUUGCCUGUACUGCACAAAAACAUGGUCACUGGCAUAUUUGGCUCGUGUCCAUUUGUCUGCAUAAUGUGGACCAGAAUAUGUGAAUAUGUGAACGUGUGCAUUUGUGAAUUGUUUCUUAUGAGGAAUGAAGGAAGAGGAGGUAUGAGCUAAAAGAGUUGAGGGCUAAAUAGCCUUUGCUUAACAACACUGUUUGAAUAUGUGAUUAAAUAGGAUAAGCACUUGGUUUAGUAUUGUCCUUUAAUCUGAAUCAAGCACCUUCAAUAUAUCACAUUUCAAACCAUAAUCACUUAUUCCAAACAUUGUUCUGUGCUUUGGCCUAAUACGUCAUAUUUUAUGUUUCCGCUGUUCUUAACAAUCCUCAGCACUGCAUCCUCUCUUUUUUCUAGAUAUACAGAAUAAAUAUACAUACAUGGGCAGAUUUGUCAUUAACCAGCAGUAUUUAUGAAGUUUUAGUUUAUACAUUUGUCACAUUGCAAUUCAAAAUGUAUUUUUAUGUCUAGAAUCUUUGCAGCAGCAUAUUAUUCUAGUUUGUUCAUCCAAAAAGUGCAGGAUUUCCUUUGAAACAUCUGUAACGUAAGAAAACAUUAAAGUGCAUUUUAAUCUUU